This is a messenger RNA of Sphaeroforma arctica JP610, 354 nucleotides long. RefSeq lists its product as hypothetical. Lineage: Eukaryota; Ichthyosporea; Ichthyophonida. The coding region runs from base 1 to 354 and encodes 117 amino acids. Gene Ontology annotation, molecular function: glycerophospholipase activity. The transcript has 2 exons. Gene Ontology annotation, cellular component: extracellular region. The record is from RefSeq and is a predicted model, not a curated record. Gene Ontology annotation, biological process: phospholipid catabolic process.
AUGCACACACCCACCUUCCGCAGAGAACCCGAAGAUGCGCUGGUUAAGGCUGGGUUCAAGGACAAUCUUUUUGUCACUGGAUGGGGUGAGCUGCGCAUUAAAGCACUGAGUGAUGAGCUAGCACACCCCGCACUAACGAACUCACUGGCAGACUAUGAGGCCUCAGGGUUCGCCGAGGGCUAUCUGACCGCCCACCACACCUACAACCAGUACAGAAACUUGCUGGUUGUCAUGGCCGAGGGCAAAAUCGCACCAAAUAUCGAGAAGUGGUUUGGUCAGCAGCUGACCUGGUCUCGCAAAAUGUGCCGCACGAAGGCGAAAUCCGAUAAUCUGUGGCGACACACAGGUGCGUGA